AUGGACGGCAUGGACUAUGACCCGAUGGCUAUGGAUGGGGACUCCGAGCAGCCCCAGGUGAAGAUUUCAGCGGCGGACAAGACACACGUGGAUUUCGAAUUAUCGAGAACCAACCUUUCUUUUGCCAACUCAUUGCGAAGAGUGAUCCAAGCCGAAGUACCGACAAUCGCUAUCGACCUGGUGGAAAUUGAAGUGAAUACCUCAGUCCUCGCCGAUGAGUUCAUCGCACAUCGCCUCGGCUUGAUUCCUCUCGACUCCAGGAACGUGGGCGACCUCAACUACUCCAGAGACUGCGACUGUGAGCAGUACUGCGAACAGUGCAGUGUCACCUUGAACCUCCAUGCUAAAUGCACAUCCGACGAUAUCAUGAAGGUGUACGCAAGUGAUUUGGUGACUGAUGGCCAGCACGCGAACUCGGUUGGCAAACCUAUUAUCAACGACCCCGAGGGUCUGGGAUGUCUCCUAGCCAAGUUACGAAUGGGACAGGAGCUGAGGCUCACGUGUAUCGCAAAGAAGGGUAUUGCAAAAGAACAUGCCAAGUGGAUGCCGACCUCGGCAGUGGGCUUCGAAUACGAUCCUCACAACAAGCUCAACCACACGGAUCUCUGGUUCGAGAACGACACAGACCCGAACAAGGAAUGGCCCAAGAGCAAACAUGCUGAAUGGGAGGACCCCCCACAGGAGGGUGAACCCUUUGACUAUGACGCAGUCCCAACACGAUUCUACUUCGAGGUCGAGGCAGCGGGGAAUAUGGAACCCGACCAGAUCAUCCAAAACGGAAUUCGGAUUCUCCAGCAAAAGAUUGGAGGUCUACUAAAGGGGCUCGAUCCCCGUAAGUAUGGUGGAGAGGAGGAGCCAGACUUUGACGGUCCCCGAAGCCCAGAUAUGAACUUGGACGGGAGCACGACACCCUGGCAGGAUACCGGAUACCAGACGGCAUAUGGUGGUGGCUACGGCGGCGGCCAGACAUCAUACGGUGGCAGCCAAACAUCGUAUGGUCAAGGCAGCCAGUCAUCGUUUGGGCAAGAUGGUCAGGGCUCGUAUGGCCAGGGCAGCGGCGGUUCAUAUGGUAAUAUGACGGCAUACGGGACGACCCCCUAUGGACAAUCAUCUUGGCAAUAA
Molecule: messenger RNA, 1122 nt
Organism: Clonostachys rhizophaga
Lineage: Eukaryota; Fungi; Ascomycota; Sordariomycetes; Hypocreales; Bionectriaceae
Source: the annotation of a GenBank genome assembly